GCAACGAGUGGGCCAUUCAGCGCCGUGUUUGGUUUGUGUGUCGGUGGUUUGCAGAGGCAAGCUGAGCUGGGACGCAUUUAGCCUCGGAAAUACGGCAUAAAUUGAAGCAUGAAGAUGCAGUAGGUGGAUCUUGCAUUCAUGUUUUCUAAUCUGCACAUGCUGUAGAUUUUCCACACUGGUUGCUGACGGCUGCACUGCAACAAUGCCAGAGUCCUCACAGGUCAAGGACGCUCGCCGCUGUUCUGUGGAAUGUAGAACACCUCCCUUGAGUCAGUUCAGCCAGUCAUCGCUGCCACUCCACAGAAACUCUCACAGGCUCAGCACCUUCUGCACAGAGCACAAUCUGCAGGAAUGCCUGUCUCACAUCAGUCAGGAGGUGUCACUGCUGGGUCUCUCGCCUGGCUGGACCGAGUCGGACAGCGGCUCACAGCUGAAUGUUGUGGCUGUGCUGAAUUGCAUGUAUGACCUGAUUCAGCUGCACCACAGGAGCCUGAGAACACUGGAGAACAUGGAAAUAGAGCAGCUGAAACUCAGCAGCAGUAUGGAUUUCCUGAAGAUCAAUAACACUCAUCUAAAGGAAGAGGUUGAAGUUUCCAAACGACAAAACAUGGGAUUGCUUGAGAGAGAACGACAGCUGCAGCUGAAACUGAAGAGUCUGCAGAACUGUCUGAAAAAUGAGAAAGAAGAGGUGCAAAAACUGCAGAACAUAAUUUCAAGCCGUGCUUGUCAGUUCAACCACGAAAUGAAAAGGAGGGAGAGAGAAUUCACUAAACUAAAGGAGCGACUGAAUCAACUCCUAGCUGACAAAAAAGAUAGAAAACCAGCUAUUGACGUAUUAAACAACAUUGGAAGAGCUGAUGGAAAGAGAAGCCUUUGGAAAACUGAAAAAACAGAGGCAAAGCAUGAGGGAGAGAUGUAUAGGACACUACUAAACAACUACGACAUGAGGCAGAGGGAGAUGGUCCUGGAAAAUGCAGAGCUGAGGAAGGUGAUGCAUCAGAUGAAGAAGGAGAUGGUGUCCAUCCUGAAGUCAAGAAAACUGAUCCCCAAAGGAGAAAAUUAUGACCAUAAUGACACACAGGCUGCCUCAGACGAAGACGAUGAGGUGUUUGACCCCAGUAAGGAAAGUUUAGAGCUGUUUUGUAUUGAUGCCAGGGAGAAGCUGACUAACAGUAUUCGCCUCCAGUGGAGAAGACUCAAGAGCCAUGUUGAAAGACUGGACAGCCAAGUAUCUUUGACUCAGAUAUCUGAGUCUAACAAUGAUGACGUUGUCCCUCGUGAGAAUCAUGAGGAGGAGAUGGACCGGCUAAAGAUGGAGAUCCAGCGGUGCAAAGAUUUCAUUCAAAAGCAGCAGCAGCUCCUACAGAAGCAGCUGAGCUGUGUGUGCAACGAAGACUCAGUGUCGCUGCAGAAUGAUGGCUACAUGCUGCAGGAGAAGAAACGCCUCAGUGAGGAAUGGAAGAGCUUAGAGGAACAGAGAAAGAGCUUUGAGAGGGAAAGGAGGAACUUCACUGAAGCAGCUAUUAGACUGAGCCAUGAGAGGAAGAUCUUUGAGGAGGAUCGGGGAACAUGGCUCAAACAGCAGUUUCUAAGUAUGAGUCCGUUUGGAAACUCAAAGCAGCUUCAUGUGCCGAAGUCAGCAAGUGCCUUAUUGAUCGCUGAAACGGAGGUUAGUGCACCAAUGGGUCCAGAAACACUCAGCGAAUGGCAACCAGACUCGGCCUCCCCAAUACCCAGAUCGGUUUCUCUCACAUAUUCUUCUGCAGCUGAUUUGGAGUGUGAACUUCGCCUUAUUCCAGAAAAUGGUGUGACUUACAGCUCGUCAAAACACAGAAAGGCAGAACAUUUUGAGGAAUUGAGCCCACUAUGCAAAAAUGUUUCUCUGCGGGACAAACAGUGGACGGAGAGCGAAGACCUCAGCAACUAUUCACUCACACCUGAGAAGAGCAGUAGUAUAUGAAGCCAUGGAAACUUUUAUUAUUUGAAUGAGAAUCUCUUAAUGUAUGCUGUUUAUGCAUAGUUGCAGAAAUGUGUAUCUGAUGAAUCUAAACAUCAAAGACAGAGUAAAAUGAAGCCAAAUA
Xiphophorus couchianus (Monterrey platyfish) is the source of this 2081-nucleotide messenger RNA. RefSeq names its product afadin- and alpha-actinin-binding protein-like. Gene Ontology annotation, cellular component: ciliary basal body; centriolar satellite. The record is from RefSeq and is a predicted model, not a curated record. NCBI's taxonomy places the organism in Eukaryota, Metazoa, Chordata, Actinopteri, Cyprinodontiformes, Poeciliidae. The coding region runs from base 203 to 1960 and encodes 585 amino acids. The transcript has 14 exons. Gene Ontology annotation, biological process: intraciliary transport involved in cilium assembly.